Molecule: messenger RNA, 2111 nt
Organism: Coturnix japonica (Japanese quail)
Lineage: Eukaryota; Metazoa; Chordata; Aves; Galliformes; Phasianidae
Source: RefSeq, a predicted model, not a curated record
GCCAACGCAAGGAGAGCAUUCAUCUUUCCUGCUGCCCUGGAAGAGGAACCCAACACCAGGUCAUCCUGUGCAUCCAUCCCUGCUUGCAGCACAGCUCAUAGUUAAGGUGUGUUGGGAAGCAAUGGCCACAGCAGCUCUGCUGAACCCAGUCCCACUUUGCAGCUCCUUCCCUUCCAGCACUUUGGCCGUCUCUGUCUUUCAGCCAAACUCCAUCACCAUGCACAUGACCCGGCCAAAAUCUGCCAAGGGCCGCACAAGGUCGGCCUUCAAUUACUCUGGGACCGCUGGCACUUCUCCUUGUGCAGUGCCAUCAUCACCAGCAGCUCCACGUGACUUACAGAGCAGCCAGAGAGCACCAGCUAUGAAAGCAGUGUUCCCUUCUGGCCACAUAUCCCCAGGGGAGAUCCCUGAGCUCCUGCAGCAGGUCCCAUUACGGAGCUCGUCCUCCCUGAACAAAUACAGAGUGCUCCCCUCCAUUGGCCGUAAGGAUGUGGAAGGUGCAGCAGAGCAGAGCAGCCCUAUGGGUGUGAUGGGUGCGAGCUGUGGGCAGGAGAAUGCCCCAAAAACAGCAGCUCCUUCCGGAGAGCAAAGGUCUGCCUGCAGGGCACCAGAAAGCCAUGUCCAUAAUGAAGAAACCUCGUGUGCUCCUGAGAAGCCAGGAAGGAAGAUGAGGCAGGAGAGCCCUUUGUUAUCGACUCUCAGUUUGGAAGAACCGCUUCAGAAAGAGUCUUGUUUGCUGCUUGCUAUUCGGUCUCCCUCCGGUCAACGAUUUGAACAUCACUUCAAACCCACCGACAGUCUCCAGACGGUCGUUGCUAUAGCAGAACACCAAACAGCCACCAAAUAUGAAUGCUGCAGCAUUGAAACCACAGAGGUACCCAGACGGAGCUUCCGUGACCUCAGCAGGUCCCUGCAGGAGUGUGGGAUCCCCCACAUGUCUGUGCUGUGCAUCCGGCAGGCUGAGCAGCAGGACACCGACCUGUAGGCGUGGGCUGAGCACUGGAGCAGCCUCAUCUUCUUCAUCUUUCCCUAAGUUCCCUUGAAGCAGAGUCGUGGAUACCAAAAGCACGUAUUGAAGUGCUACUUCAAGCGUAUCCACAUCGACCGACUGCGUGGACUGUGUCUUUAAUCCACAAGUUACUUGAGUGCCACCAACUUUGGCUUUUGAAAUUGACAGUUUCCUUCUUAGAUGUUGGUUCUGUUCUUGGAGCAGGAACUUUCUGUGGCCUCUUCUCUGUUUCAAAGAGGUGCCACUUCCCAGAGGGGAUCACCCACUUGGGAAGACAGAAGCAGAACUGUUUUACUCUGUAAAACUCAGCUGGAUUGUGGUUGUAUUGGUGAGCAAUGGGAUUUUCUCAGUUUUUCUUCUCUUGUUUGAUGACUGGUAGUUAAGAGGAGCUGGACGGUCAAGGUGGGAUGUUGCAAAAUGCUUUAUUUAAUGCUUAUAUGUUGAAAUGAGUUAGUCCUCAGGCCCAGCAAAUGCUGCUGUGGGAGGGUUUUUCUGCUUUUAAUUCUGUGUUAAUUGGCUUUGACUGAGGAAUUGGCUCACCUAGUUUUGUUUUACUGAACCAACGUGGCUCUUGCAGAGUUGUUUUGUCAAAAAUGGCGAGUAGGGCAACUUCAUGUGUUUGUGCUGUAAAGAAAUGGACAGCUUGCCACACAGCUGAGCUCAUUUAUAACACUGCAAGGCAAAACCCAGGCUUUUCAGCUCAGCACAAUUCCAGAGCAGCUCACAAGAGCAAUAACAAUAGAAAACUCAUCUUGGUAUCAACCAAGAGCAUUGAAUUUCAUUCCAAAGUCAGUGUUCAGGCCUGCAGGUCUCAGCUGUUGGUAGCCAGCUGUAGCAAUGCCAGUGUCUUCAGGGAGAGCAGACCUGGGAUGCUUUCAUCAGACCUUUCACAGCUGCUCUGUUAUGAUAUUUAAAGCAGCUUUGAGAACGUGGAUGGUUCAGGACAGCGGAUGUGGCUGGUAGAACAGCACAGCAGUGUUAACACGCAGGGACUGGUGCCUGGUCUGUGUAUGUGGUGUCACUUCUGCUGUCAAAGAGUAUUUUCAUACAGUGUGGUGGGUAAAAAAAAUAAUCAAUAAAACCUUUUCAGCUAAAAAUUGAA